Mesorhabditis spiculigera is the source of this 600-nucleotide messenger RNA. The record is from the annotation of a GenBank genome assembly. Lineage: Eukaryota; Metazoa; Nematoda; Chromadorea; Rhabditida; Rhabditidae.
AUGGUCCUCAAGCUGUACCUCAUCGCGCUGUUGUCGUUGUCGAUGCUCGUCGGGGUGUCGUCCACCCUCGAUUCGGACAACUCUCCAAAUGAGGUGCCGGGCUCGGCGACCGUCGAUGCACCCGGCCUGAUCGCUGCUACGCGCCAUUUGCAGCAGGGCUACGGCCCGAAGCCCGUGCUCUGUCGCUGCAUGAUCCCGAAAUCCGUUCGGGUGAUAAAGGCCCCUAAUAGGGGCUGCCGUGGACGCCCUGGGGGCUUCAUCGCUUGCCGUGAGAAUCGAGGGCACUUUCGGCGGCUGCUAGUUGAGCUGCAGAGGGCCAUUGAUGCCUCGUUGUACUCGCCAGAGAGAGAGCUGAUGUCGUACGAGGAGUGGCUCGUAGAAGAAUAUCCGGCACACGUGGUGCUGGUGUCGAAGGUGGAUGAGCUGUUCGAGCUCUUGCAUCAGAUCCGAGGCUCUCCGGUUUGGUCCGCCUGGUUCCUGAGGGAUCCAACGCACAGCUGCAACUGGGAGUGCCCGCCGAGGAUCUACCCCAAUGGGACGAGCAUGGAUGCCCCACCGGUCGUCGACGAUCCUCGGCGAGUUCGAGCAGCAACCGCCCCG